Molecule: messenger RNA, 1825 nt
Organism: Chinchilla lanigera (long-tailed chinchilla)
Lineage: Eukaryota; Metazoa; Chordata; Mammalia; Rodentia; Chinchillidae
Gene: Gjb6
Product: gap junction protein, beta 6, 30kDa
Exons: 3
Coding region: 293-1078 (261 amino acids)
Biological process (GO): cell communication
Cellular component (GO): connexin complex
Source: RefSeq, a predicted model, not a curated record
GUCCUGCGUGGGCCGGGGGCAACCUCCACGGUCCCGAACGCAAAGCCUCACGUGCCAUUUCGCCACUUUGCGAGGAGCCGGCGGCCGGAGGGAGCUCACAGCGAGCUGUAGAAAGCCAGAAGCUCGUCCAGGAGAGGUAAGACGGGAAGGGACCCCAUACGGUCAGGCUAAACAAGCUCGGUAGACUGAACAGAAAGUUCUAGCCGGCGUAUCCUCACCGUGCGUCUUGAAAUCCAGCAGCGUGUUCCGGGAGCUGCGGGAAGUCUGUGUGCGGCGGAAAUAAACUGGCACCAUGGAUUGGGGAACCCUGCACACUGUCAUCGGGGGUGUGAACAAACACUCCACCAGCAUUGGGAAGGUGUGGAUCACGGUCAUCUUUAUCUUCCGGGUCAUGAUCCUCGUGGUGGCCGCCCAGGAAGUGUGGGGUGAUGAGCAAGAGGACUUUGUGUGCAACACUCUGCAACCUGGCUGCAAGAACGUGUGCUAUGACCACUUUUUCCCAGUGUCCCACAUUCGGCUGUGGGCCCUGCAGCUCAUCUUCGUGUCUACCCCAGCGCUACUGGUGGCCAUGCAUGUAGCCUACUACAGACAUGAAACCACCCGCAAGUUCAGGCGUGGAGAGAAGAAGAAUGAAUUCAAAGAUGUGGAGGACAUUAAAAGGCAGAAGGUGCACAUUGAGGGGUCACUGUGGUGGACAUACACCAGCAGCAUCUUCUUCCGAAUCAUCUUUGAAGCCGCCUUCAUGUAUGUGUUUUACUUCCUCUACAAUGGGUACCACCUGCCCUGGGUGCUGAAAUGUGGGAUUGAUCCAUGCCCCAAUCUUGUUGACUGUUUUAUUUCCAGGCCGACUGAGAAAACUGUGUUUACCAUUUUUAUGAUUUCUGCAUCUGUGAUUUGCAUGCUGCUCAAUGUGGCUGAGUUGUGUUACCUGCUGCUGAAAGUAUGUUUCAGGAGAUCCAAAAGAGCCCAGACUCAAAGAAAUCACCCCAACCAUGCCCUAAAAGAGAGUAAACAAAAUGAAAUGAAUGAAUUGAUUUCAGAUAGUGGUCAAAAUGCAAUCACAGGUUUUCCAAGUUAGGCAUUUCAAGGUGAAAAGUGGCUGAAUCCUGAGAAAACAUUUGUCUUCCCUGGGAGGCAAUGCCAACCUGAAAAUUCCUUUUAUAGGCUGAAUAGUUUGUCUUUAUAAGUGACUUUCAUAAUAAGUAGAUAGUUGAGUUCACUCUGUAGAAUACACGCGCCAUUCACGUGCAACAUAGUCAAAUGCAUGGUCUGUCUCUGAAACAAAGCAUUGUUGAUGCCUAAGCCUUGAAGUCACUUGACAAGUCCAUUCUCCGUGGGCUGUCUGCCCUAGUGGGUAUUUCCUGAAAUUUUGCAUAACCUGUUGUUGAUAAAAAGCACUUAUCUAAAAAUUGAUACUUUUAUUAGUAAAAGAUAUUUUUAUAGGAUUGAAUGUUUUAGUUCUCACUUUGAAUUUAUGUAAAGUAUUUUUAUAAUGACCAGCCUUCCUUACUUGGAAAAAUAUAUGAUGUUAGUUUUAGAAGUAUACCACACGCGUCUAAGUUUUGAACUUUCAAAGGGUCUGUCUUGUAAAUAUUGUUUUGCAUUUCUCUGGACAAAGUGACAAAUGGUCACGAUACUGUUGUGGUGGAAAGUGUUCAUUGUACAGCAUGUUCUUUCUGUCUUCUGAAUGUAGAUCGUCUUGUGUGGCUGGAGGGGGGGGUGCGGGGACAGGAUGACACGUUUAUGAACAAACCGCUUCGCCGGUCACUGUGAACACCAGAGAAUGAAUGUGGUCUCCUCAAUAAAGCUGGGCCCUAUGCUUCAA